Schizophyllum commune H4-8 is the source of this 1954-nucleotide messenger RNA. RefSeq names its product acid protease. Gene Ontology annotation, biological process: proteolysis. The transcript has 6 exons. Bases 246 to 1577 code for a protein of 443 amino acids. The record is from RefSeq and is a predicted model, not a curated record. Lineage: Eukaryota; Fungi; Basidiomycota; Agaricomycetes; Agaricales; Schizophyllaceae. Gene Ontology annotation, molecular function: aspartic-type endopeptidase activity.
GCGCGACACGCGAGACCGUGGACCGUAAGGACCCUGCUGCGCGACGCGGUGCUCUUUCUCCGAGCUGCCCGUCAUCUCCCCCACCGUCGUUCUUUGUCUCUUACGCCCACCAACCAACUUGUCUCUCUCUAAGCUUGCCAACCUCCAGUCCUUACUUACGUUCUCUGGCUAGCUGAAAGCGUAUCUAUACCACCAACUGCUGAACGACAACACACCAACCAACUACCGCACUCAGAUUCAUUGUCAUGCAACUCACACUGUCUUUUGUCUGGCUGGCCGCGCUGGCGACUGCGGCGCCGAUGGACCGCCACUUCCAUGUCGGCGUGUCCCUUCCCCCGCGCGAGGAGCCGUCGGGUGCAAGCAUCCCCAUCAGCAAGCGCUCGUUCUUGACCAAGGAGAACGGGGUCUUUGACUCUGACCGCGCGAUUGCCCUGUCCGUCCGCACGCACAACAAGCACCAGCAGAACCUGGCGAACCUUCUUGCGAAUGUCGGGGAGGAUGUCUUUGGAGGACUGGGGCGCUUCAUCCACCCCAAGUCGUCACUCCCUGUGCAUGUGAAGCGUAACCUUGAAGCUCGUCAGGCUAUUCCGAUGCAGCCCAUCGACGGCGAUGUCGCCUGGCAGGGCAAUAUUUCGAUCGGCACGCCCCCGCAGUCCUUCCGGAUCGAUUUUGACACCGGCUCCGCCGACCUCUGGGUCCCAUCGAAGAGCUGCACGACCGAUGACUGCGCGGACAAGUCGAAGUUCGACCCGAGCGCGUCGUCUUCCAACAAGCAGCAGCCGGGUAACUUCUCCAUCAACUAUGCGGAUGGCUCCAAUGUCCAGGGUGAUAUCUUUACCGACACCGUCAAUGCCGCGGGCAUUGAGGUCAAGGACCAGUACUUCUCUGCGGUCGACUCGGUGUCCUCCACCCUCGGCGACGAGGCCAUCGAUGGCAUCAUGGGUCUCGCCUUCCCUCGCAUCUCCAACCUCGCCCAGGACCCCUUCUUCGUCCAUGCCAAGUCCAGCAACGCCCUCUCCACCUACCAGUUCUCCUUCUACCUCACCGAAGGCUCCGACUCCGAGCUCUACCUUGGCGGCACGAACAAGGACAAGUACACCGGCGACGUCGAGUUCCACGACAUCGACGAGUCGAGCGGCCACUGGGAGGUCACGGGCGCCACCGCGCGCGUCGCUGGCCAGGAGGUUGUGAACAACUUCACCACCAUCGUCGACUCGGGCACGACGCUGAUCUAUGGGCCCCCGGAGUCGGUGAAGAAGCUGUUCGACGCGGUGGAGGGCGCGUAUGAGCAGGACAAGGCGAACGGCUACUUCGCGUAUCCGUGCGACAAGGCGCCGAAGAUCGCGUUUAACUAUGGCGGGAUGGAUAUUGAGAUUUCGGAGGAUAACCUGAACCUGGGCAAGGUCGACGAGGGUUCAUCGGACUGCAUUGCUGCUAUCUCGGCUCAAGACCUUGGUCUGGGUGAGGGGACGUGGCUGCUCGGUGACGCGUUCAUGAAGAACGUCUACACCGUCUUCGACAUGGACAAGAAGGCUGUCGGCUUUGCCGCCCUUGCCAAUGGCGGCGCCUCGCAAUAGACAACAACACCCACACAUUCCCUACCCCAACAUUCACGCCUCACGCAACCCUUUACCCGCACGCACUCUGCACCCCUCGCUAUCGACUUGCUUUGUCCUAUCUUACUCACUUCCCGUACUCGGUAGCCUGCCUGCUCACCUCCUGCUUUACUCACCGCCACAUCUUGGCUUACCCUAACGUCCCUUCGGUCAGGCUAACGGACAAUGCAAUUGAAUACUCCUGCACGACAUGUAUCUGCGCAAUGUGUGAACCGUGAAUGUAGCAUAGCCGCUGGAACGGCGCUGGAUGUAGCUUCAGUGUAGUAUACACCAUCUGUAGAAGUGACUGGCUCACACAAAUGGCUCCAGGAGCGCGAAAUAGAAAGAAAUUUCCCGUA